UACCCAAAACAAACUGUGCUGAUUUCCAGGGUACAGACAUGUGGAAAUACUGUCAUAUUGCAUUAUGGAAUUAUAAGCCUCUUUGAUGGCUUAAUAUUUCUUCUUCUUGUUCAGUAAGUGCACAUGCAAUCAUAGAAAAUCAAACCAAGUUUUUAAAAUAUUGCAUAAUUAAUUUGGGUGGAAAUACGACCCUAUGUCUCUCGAGAAAUUGUUAUGUCUCCGUAGUGCUUCAGCGCAAAUGCAUAUUUUGAGAAGGUUCAUCAGCAGUCAUGAAAUUGAUAGUAACAGAAUUACUUCUUUAGAAGAUGCAAAGAAUCUAAACUAGUUCUAGUCCUUCCAGUUAACCUAUUAAGGUCAUCUGUUCCCAUGUAGAACAGGAAACAGAAAUGCCUACUUUUCUGUUUUUGAGUAAACCCAGUCCUAAAGCUCCCUGGAAAUUGAUAGUCUUUCACUUCAGAUGCCCUUUGAAUUAGUCCUUGAGCCCCUUUCCUUAGACAUGCCUGGGCUAUUCCUUAGAAGCAAAUUAUUUUCACUCCCUUUGAUUCCUUCUGUGAAGGACACCUGUUAAAUGCAGUGAUGCUGAGGCACUUCUAGUAACAGUGACUUGAGCAGUACUGACCUGCCUGAAUUUUUCUCUGUUUUGAAGCUUUUGGUUACACCAACCUUUCAGCAGCGCUAAUUGUUUACAGUCUGGUUGGCUUUGGAAAGAGCUACUCUUAGCUUUUUAAAGGGAAUUAAGUUUCUCUUUGAAUGACUGGAUUGAGAAUAAAUGGAGUCAGAAUUUGUAAAUUAGAGCAGGAAAAAGUGGAACCUUAAAAAUACUCAUUCUACUUACAUGCAUAUCCAAAACUUAAAAGGCAGAAAACACACCUUCAGGAGAUGAAUAUGAGACUUAAAAUGAGUAAUGUUAUUGGAGACAAAAAACUGUAGGCUAAACAGAGAUAAUGGCUGUGUGGAACAACUUAGGAUUCUCUCUUUCAACCAUUUCUCUAUCACUACUCUGGAGAAAUACUACAUGCUGAACUACAUCUUUUUUCCUUAUCUGUGUCAGUGUUUCCACCCCAACAUGUGCCUCCCCUUCCUCUCCUCCCACCCCACACAUCCUCCUAAACUACGGGCUGAAGUGUGUGUUUGUGCAGUUACUUUGUUAGUUUCUCCCUUCUGACCCCUGCCCUUUUGAUAUUGAUAAACACUGAUUAGAUCCCCACUCAGCCUUAUCAUUUCUAGGCUGAAUAGCCAAAGGGCUCUCAGCCUUUCCUGGUAAGAAAGGUGCUUCAAGCCCCAACCAUCUCUGCUGCCCUCUGCUGGAUUCUCGCUAGCAGUUCCAUGUCUUUCUUGAGCUGGAGAGCCCAGAACUGGACACAGUUGUCAUAGUAUUGGUCAGUUUCUUCACAAAAACAUUAUACCGUGCUGAGAGUUGCAUUCCUGAGGGAUAUAUAUAUAUGAAUUGUGUCAUGUUUGAAUGCCUAUUUUUAGAAGGCGCUGUGAUGUGAAUCAAACCAAUUUUUGCCUUAAAUGUCUUGCAGUUUAGAUAAACUCGUAAAGGAAUGAAAAAGAGAAGAGACAUCAUCUGAGCACAGCAGAUAAAGAUACAGACAUAUCUAUUAGAUUACAAUCAGGUUGUAGUAGUAGAAUAUAAAAUAAUAUAAAUUAAUUUAAAAGACCUUGCUGGAAAUAAAUGGAGUUUAUUUCACAGUAUAAUGUCUUGUUAUAUUUCAACUGCUUUCUCAGUAAAUCACCUAAUUUUCUUGAUCUAGUAAUGUAUUAGUAAGUCAUCCUUUGAGUGAAUAUGUAGAGUCUACAGAAGGGGAAAAUAAAAGUGCAUCUGUGAAACUUGCAAAACGUUGUUCCAGUUUCAAGUAGAUAACAUCUUGUUUUUUCUGCAGACCACAUCACUUCACCUUCCAUGGUAGAUUGUUGUCUGUGUAUGCAUGCAUUCACGUGCUCAUAAAUUUAUUUAUGAGAUUUAUGGCUGUCAGCUCCAGUACAAUUUUUACUCUUUCAGUAAAUGUCUGGGAAGUAGUUCAACACCAGAAAUGCAAAACUCGUGUGCUAAUUCUGAUCCUACAUGGAGGGAAUAUCUUAGAUACUGGGGGAGAGGAUCAAAGCAGCAAGCUGGCAGACAUCAACACCUUCAGUUCUGUCUUUGAGAAGGUGACCCAAGCCCAUUUCCCUGCUGCUUUGGGCCACAUCUUGAUCAGACUUGUUCCCUGCCCAGCAAUCUGUUCAGCAGCCUUCUCUCUUGUUUCCAACCUAAAUCCCUACAGCUAUGAUGAAAGCUGUCUCAGCAGCAGUGAAGACCACAUCCCACUGGCUGCUUUGCCCUUGCUGGCUGUUUCAUCCCCUCAGUACCAGGACGCAGUUGCCAUGGUGAUCAGUAGAGCAAACCAAGUUUACAAUGACUUUCUCAAAUCUACAGAUGGAGUUGGCUUUAACGGGCAGGUGUGUCUUGUUGGUGACUGUAUUGGAGGCAUUUUGGGAUUUGAUGCCAUCUGCUAUAAUACUAACAGAACCGAUGAGAGUCAGAACAGUAGCAGGAGAGGAAGCAUCAGCAGCAUCCAGGAUAAUCCCCUUUUAACAGAGGACUCCAGUCUGGGUGGCAGGAAACAGCUGAGCAAAAGCAAUAUUGACAUCUCAGAAAUCAUGGAGGAUGAAGAGCCAAGACAGCUGUUGCCUAGGAAACAGAGUGACUCAUCCACCUACAACUGUGAUACUAUAACAAAUCAUCAUGCUUUCCUAUCUAGCAUCCACUCAAGUGUGUUGAAAGAUGAUGCAGACUUUCUUCCUGCGAAUUCCAGUCUCUCAGAUGUAAAUCUGGGCCGGUUUGAUUUUGAGGUGUCUGAUUUCUUCCUCUUUGGAUCACCACUUGGUUUGGUGCUGGCCAUGAGGAGUACUGUUCUGCCAGGCCUGGAUGUUUGUCAGGUUCGCCCAGCCUGCAGCCAGGUGUACAGUUUCUUUCACUCUGCUGACCCAUCUGCCUGCAGACUUGAACCAUUGCUGGAGAAAAGAUUUCAUCUCCUGCCUCCAUUCGGUGUUCCACGAUACCAGAGACACCCACUGGGGGAUGGAAGAUCUCAUCAGUUAGGUGAUGCUAUCCAAAACUACAGUGCUCUGUUCCUUGAGAACAGCUCUUUGAACAUAACUCACUCUCAGGAGAGUUCUGAAUCUACGAACACAUCUCAGAAACAAGAGAGAAGGUUGAGCUUGGCCAGCACAAACAGUGAAAACUCAGGGUCAGCAGAGAGCUUGUCAUCAGCAUGCCUCACCAACAUUACUGCUAAGUGGUGGGGAACAAAGCGGAUUGAUUAUGCCUUGUAUUGUCCAGAUGUCCUGACAGCAUUUCCAACUGUGGCCCUGCCACAUCUUUUCCAUGCCAGCUACUGGGAAUCAACAGACGUCGUGGCAUUCAUUUUAAGACAGGUGAUGAGAUAUGAAAAUGUAAAUUUCAAAGAAAAUGAUAGCCUGGAUCCCGCAACACUAAGCCCAUCCAAUCCACGAGAAAAAUGGCUACGCAAAAGGACGCAUGUCAAAUUGAGAAAUGUGACUGCUAAUCAUCGAGCAAAUGAUGUAAUUGCUGCAGAAGAUGGUCCUCAGGUACUUGUUGGACGCUUUAUGUAUGGACCUCUGGACAUGGUAGCUUUAACAGGUGAAAAGGUUGAUAUCUUCAUAAUGACUGAACCAUCUUCUGGUAGGUGGGUGUAUUUUGACACAGAGAUAUCCAACAGCAGUGGCCGGAUAUCCUACAGCAUACCCAAACAGAAGAGACUGAGAGUUGGUGUAUAUCCCAUCAGAAUGGUGGUCAGAGGGGACCAGAGCAGUGCCACAAGCUACCUGACUGUGCUUCCCCGAGGAAUGGAAUGUGUUGUGUUCAGCAUUGACGGUUCAUUUGCAGCAAGUGUUUCAAUAAUGGGAAGUGAUCCCAAAGUCCGAGCUGGGGCUGUCGAUGUUGUAAGACAUUGGCAGGACCUAGGAUAUCUGAUUAUCUAUAUUACUGGCCGCCCAGAUAUGCAAAAGCAGCGUGUGGUUUCAUGGUUAUCUCAACACAACUUCCCUCAAGGAAUGAUCUUCUUCUCUGAUGGACUUGUUCAUGACCCGCUGCGACAAAAGACUAUUUUUCUACGGAAUCUCAUGCAAGAGUGCCACAUCAAAAUCUGUGCUGCAUAUGGUUCGACAAAGGAUAUUUCCGUUUACAAUGUCUUGGCUCUGUCGCCAUCCCAGAUCUACAUAGUUGGACGAUCAACAAAGAAAUACCAGGCACAAUGUCAAUUCCUCAGUGAGGGUUAUGCAGCCCACUUGGCCUCACUGGAGUUCAGUCUUCAUUCGCGAUCCAAAAAGAACAACUCUCGGAUGAUCUUGAGAAAAGGCAGCUUUGGCCUCCACUCUCAACCUGAAUUUUUGCGCAAGAGAAACCAUCUCCGCAGGACUAUGUCUGUACAGCAACCUGACCCACCUUCUUCAAACCCCAAACCAGAGCGUGCCCAGAGCCAGCCCGAGUCAGACAAAGAUCAUGAUAGGCAUUUGCCUUCCAUUGCUUGGGUUAGGGGUGGAGUCCACAAAUUUGAAUCUGUUCCCUAGGAAGCCUGAGGCUGUAGAUUUUGGGUGCCCUCCAUUUAACUUGUAGUCAUGCCUCAAAGGUAGAAAGGCAGCUUCAAACUAAGAGGUGUAGAGGGGAAUCUGUACCUCAGACUCUUCCCUGCUCUGAAAAAUGCCUUCUUUACACCAACCAGAGAACUUCCAGUUUGUUCUCUUGACGUAUUGGGAAAUUUUAAAACAAUCUAAAACUAUCCCAAGUGCUUAAACAUUAAAACAACAGGAAAAAAAGUCUUCAGUUAUUUUUUACAACAGAUACAAUAAAAUGUGCAAUAAGAGAAAAAGCUGCUACAGGCUUUUUACUCAGAAGGAUUGUAGUAUCAGCUAACUAGCUACACCCAAAACAAUAUAAACAGUAGACCCCAUAGGUUACAGAGAAAGUUUACACUUAAAACAUUAAAUAGUUUCAUCUGUUGCCAAUUCACUUUUGAUGAAGCGAUAUAUUUGUAAGGGAAGCAGAGGUGAGAGUACAAAAAUGGGUCAUCAGGAUUUGUACAGCAAGAUGAUUUUUGGGUGCCUUGAGUCCAAGAUUUCCUUUCAGCUUAUACUGUUGGUCAACAGAUGCUAACACAGGCACUCAUGCUGUAUAAGGUGCUGGACAUCAAGUAAAUAGAACUCUGCCUGUGAACCAAAUCGUAAAUACUUAAUGUUAGAAAUAAACAUCUCUGCCACAGUUGGAAGUAGUUAGUGUUGCUGUAUGCAAAGUGAUGUGCAAGUGUACAAAACUGUGAUUUUUGUGAAACUGGUGACUGUGUAAAAUGUGUGAACUGUGUGUAAGGAGGUGUCUCUGACCAUUUCAGACUGAGAUAGAUUCUAAGAUGGAAGCCUUAAGGGAGCCUUUUCACUAAGGGGUCUGCAAUCUGCAGAGUAGUCACUUUUUUCAUUAUUCUAACUAAAAUCUUUAAUCUGCAGGAUGAAAGAGUAAUAAAUGCUAAUGGAGUAAAUUAUUUACCUUCUCAUGCUUGAUAGCAAGUGCUCUGCUAAGACAAUCUAUAGCAAUCAAAAUUACAACAGUUGAGCUUCAAAGAAUGGAGGUGCCAAAUGUGUGUUCUCCUUCUGGUUUCUCUUAGAUCUUUUACUUAUUAGAAGUAAAAUGUGUGAAAUUUUCUCUAGGUGAUAAUAUUUCUAAACUAAAUGUUGUAGUUAGUUUAACACAGCUGCAGUUUGCUAGUUCAUUAUGCAUCUGUUUCCACUACACUAAAUUCACCAACAUAACUUUUGUGAUAGAACUGAUAUAUGUUUCAAAACCUGUAGUGAAAUCGCUAGAGCAAAAAAACAGUUUUCUUUUAAAGUUAAAAUCAGACUGUUGACCCUGAGAAAGCUUGAAGUCAACAGGUGAUUUCUUGAGCUGUUUCUGGAUUUGGUUUCUUUGACUUCCCUCCCUCAGUUUUUUGGCACCAGGGGGAAGAUGUCAUCAUCCCCAUCCUCCCUUUUAGGUUUUUCUAAUAUAUAGCUGGAACAGAAACAAACCUGUUGGUUAAUGAGUUCAAAGUUGGUAUGUAAAACAAAGAAGGAAUGCAAUGGAAAACUAUGAUAACAGUGCACAAGUCCAAUAACUCCCUGUUCACACAAAAGUUUCAGUGUGCUUUUUGAAGGACAACCUUGUGGCUUUUGUCUUAAAAGGCAACCAGCAAACUAAUAUAUAAAUGAUGGUGAUUGCUGUUGGGUUUUUUUUUAAGCUUAUCACUUAGCAAAUUUUUGAGUUACCUAUUUCAUACAUCCUGAAAGAUCUCUGGCACAUCAGUAGUUUUUCAUAAUGCUUCUUGUAAGGGAGGGGGUAAUUUUUUGCUGAAAAUUUAGGAAGGAUGUUAAGACUUUAGUAGCUCACGUUCAUUAGGAAGAGGUAACUUACGUUACUGGAGCCUGGGGUUUUUAAUCUCUGCUGACAAGGUAGUCAGCUGCAAAAGCUAAAUGAACUACACUGAAGCAGUCUUCAGGCUUACAGUUUUCCCAGUAGUUUCAUAGCUGUUAAAGCCAUAAAUUUAAAGUAGUUUUCAAUGUUUUAUCGAGGUCCACUGUGUGUUUUUAUUCUGAUUGUGUCCAUUUCUUUCCUUAGCCUCUGCAGCUAGGAAGAGAUUGCACAAGGUAUACCAGAAAGCAUACUUCAUCUUCCUCCAGUCAGUUCACUGCUUGCACAGGUACCAGAGAAGAUAUUAGAGCAGGGAAGGCUUCUUAUCGUACUGAUGAGGUUUUCUUUCCUGCUGCUGAUCUAGGAAAGAAAAAAAGCUGGUAGCAAAAAUGCACAUCUGACGUUUAUGUCUGUGCUCCUUUUCCAUUAAAUAUAUCUUGCUUUAACAGGUAGCAAAAAAAAAGAAAAAAAAGAAAAGAAAGAAAAAAAGAUGCCCAGAGUACAUCCCCUGAAAAGCCUAGCCACAGUAGCACAAUGUCUGAUCAAUAUGUAACUGAUAUUACAGAGCAGUUUUGGCAGCCUCCUAGGAAAACAAACAUUCUUUUUUCUUGUGUUUCAAUGACUGGCAGUUUUGACUCUUGCCAGAGCAAGCCCAAUGGAACGUAAGUAUUUCAAGCAUGCUCAUGGUUGUUGGUUUUAAAAAGGUGAAUGAAUUGAAGAGUGGAGGAAUGCAAAGAGCAAACUUGAAAUUUGCUUAGAGGAUGUAAAGUCAACACUGAAUGCAGAAUUUGAAUUUACUUUCUUAAGCACUGGGUGCUGGGUAGCAUGUCUCCUCAUAGAAAUCACUAUACCUACUAGUAUUAGCAAAACUAAUUCUGCUUUAGCUGUCUACCUCUGUGAGCCAGGAGAUGCCAAAAUCCAUUUUCUGAUUUAAGUUGCUAACAUAAAAAGACCUACUUCCUUUCAAAAGAGAGAUGUGUGUGAUUCUGUGACUGUUGUUAAAAGACUUCAUAUGAACACAAGGUUAGAUGACUCUCCCAGGUUGUUUAUUUUUUUUAGCCACUGUGUUGGUUCUAUAUUUGUAUAUACAGUGUAUUAUGAGUUAAAAUUAGUAAAAUAAGAAGUGCUACUCUUCAUGCUUGAUUUAGAGUGGUAACAAUUCAGUCUCUAAACAUAGUACUGGAAUUCAGCUGGAAAUAUUUUCCCUAACAUGGUCGUUUCAUCAUGCCAACACUGCUUAAUGCUCAGGGAUAGUAUGGUUCAUUGCCUGAUAGCAUGCCUCCAUCUGAGCACUUUGACAAACAGUGAUGCAGGCAUCAGUUUGGAGGUUAAGGCUUCAAGCUUAUUUGGAGCUUAUCUUCACAAACAUCAGAUGCAUUUCUUUUGAAAGCACUAGCCAGCUGACACUAAAAUGGUACAGAAUUUUUGUUGGAGAUAAGACUGUGAAAGAGGUAGUAAUGAUUUAGGCAUCUCACAGCUAAGUUUGCAGUUCAGUACUCUUGUGGACAUGGCUAAGGAUUUCAAUUUCUUGGGCUUUUUUUGGCCUUUUAUUCCCCAGUUAUAUAUAGGACAAUCCCUGAUGAAUUGCUAGUUUUUUACAGCAUAUUUUCUUCAAUCCCAUUUUCUCCUGGAACACUUGCUUCUAAUCAAUGCUUUAGUUUUAUACUUUGUCUACAUAAAACCACAUGGCUGUUCACGGGCAUUCAUUUUCUAUUGAGAUUACAGUUUCACUUCUCUUAUCAUGGAGGCUUAAUCAGUCCUAAGCAGGCCACUCACUGAGGUCCAGCAUGAUCUUACAGUCUUUCAGUUUUCUACUGUUCCUCACUGCUGCAUUCUCUGUACAGUCAGCACUUUCUUUUAACCUUAUAGUCUGUGGAAGUUUUGAAGCCUCUCCACAGAAGGGAAACAGAGAAGCUGUAUAUUACAGAGAAGCACUUACACUUGAUCUGCCAAACAGAAGAAGCAGAAAUGAAACUGUGAAACACAGAGCUGUUAUUUCAGUGAGCGCUGAAGCGGUAGUACAAGUCAGUACAAAGUAGGCCACACCUGAAAGCACUUACUUCUUUGAAUUGUUGAUGUAUGUCCAGUUUUAAAUUACUGUAUUAAACAAAAACUAAAAACUGUAAUCAGUGCCAUUUUAGACUUAUCAAGAUUUAUCUGAGAUAUUGUGAAAACACACAUUUACACUGUGGUGUCUUUCUGUAACUACUGAAAGCAACCUUAAGUGAUGUUUUGUUUCUGCUUUCACAGCAAAAUUGUAAUUUUUUUUUUAAACAAUGAUUGUGUUUAUUCAAUUAAAAAAAUAUUUGCAUACACUAGUGCACUUGGAACAGGUUCUUGUUUGCCAAAUUACAUCGAUUUAGUUUUGUGGCAUGGUUUAUAUCUAUUCUGCAUAAAAAUUUUGUAAAAUUGACAUGGCACUGAUCAUUCCUUUCAUUCCUUAGAGAUUCGUGAGAGUUGCUAUUUUGAUUUGUUUGAAUGAAAAUAGUCUUUAAUUCUUACAUAUCACUUUUCUACUACGUAGGGAAGUCAUUUCUAAACAAAAUUAAAAUUUUUUACUCGUUAUGUAGAAGUGCAGCUAUCAGAAAACCACAGAGAAAUUAACUUGAUACUUUCAUCUACAAUUAAAAUAAGAACAGUGACAUUUAUCUUGAAGAUCCACCAUUUUGCAAAAUAGCCUGUUUGCUUUUGUUAGUGAACACAUUGUGUUAUUUACACAUUGCAAGAUCAUGGCACAGCUAAUAUGUGUAUUAAAGUUAAUCCCCCAUAGUUAAGGCUGUAGAAUUACCAUAUAUUUCACAGUAUAAAUUCAGAAGGGAAAAAUGAAAUUCCUCCUCCUUUUAUAUUGCUUCCUGUCCUAAAUGUGUUAAAAACUUCAUUUGAAAGCAUUCUUAAUUAUACCAGAAAACCAAAGGUAUUUUCAGCUUUUAUAAUUUGUAACUGCUGCAAUAAUUUUUACUGAACAGAUAGGAUUUCCCACAUUUUUCCUCCUUUUGCCUGUAAGCUACAGAUGGUGAGUAUGUUAUAAAAGUACUAGACAAUUCCAACGUGGACCCUUUCUUAAUAAGGUCUUUGGCUUAAUAGUGGAAAGAAGUAGAGAUUAUAUGGUGCAGUUUCAUAAUUUGUUCUGGUUUCAGCUUGAAAUACAAGAUCUUGAAUCAAGAUUUCUGCAUUGAAAUAUUGUUCAUUUCAGUCAUGCAGGGGAGAAAGUGGCACUUUUCAUUUACUUAUGGAGUAUGUACAAGAUAGAAUUCCCUAAGUGCAAACAUUUCCAGCUUUCUUCCUCAGCUUCUGUGAGAGCAGUGAUUUUUUAUGAUCUAUGUUCAUAGCUUCAGUAGAAAUCGUGGUUUUAACAAGGUAAUUUGAAUUCAAUGCUGUUUAAUCAUUCAGUUGUAACUUUAAGUUUCUAUUUAUGAUCCUAAAUUCCUUUUUAAAAAAAAAAGAAAAAAGGUAAUCACACACCUUUCUGGAUGAAGAGAGCUCUUCAGAAAUAGGAAAUGUCCUGGAACAGCUAGAAUCCUGUGCCAUGGACUCUGGAAUCAAAGUAAGGUGUUGUAUUCCCUCUCUCCCUCCUUUUAGAUUAAGCCCAAGGUAAGGGGAUAAAAGUUUUUCUAUUUUUAUUUAACCCAAUAAGCUACCGUUAAAAUUGCAUAUCAUUGUUCAGAGGGUAGAGAAACAUGAAACAAGUUUUGACAGAUUAUUAAUUUGUAAGGUCAUAUAGAACUCAAGUGGAGAAAGAGAGGGGGAAGGAGAAAAAGAAACAGGUUUACUGCCUAGAGAUGGGUUAAUAGAGAUUACUAUGUAACUUAAAAAUUGUAGCCUCUAAGGAUUAGCAAUUCUGGGACCUCUGGUGUAGAGGCCAGAAUGGCAGUUCUCUCACAGAACCCCAAACUGUCUCCCUAAUAUAUUUUUCUAUUUGUUGGGGAGGGGAAAGGGCAGUCCACUUAGAACUUAAUUCCUAUGAGUAAACUUGAAAUUACACAUGUUCUUUCAGGCUAUAGUUUUAUUGAGUGUAAAAUUUUAAAUAUUGUUUGUCAGUGAGAAGGUUCUAUCUGGUGACAAAUGUUUAUAUUUCUUAUGGCUGCCUUGUAAAGAUUCAAAAAUGUACAAUAAUGCAUUUCUUAAUAUGAAAUAAGGAGUAAGAUUUCUACAACUCGUAUAGAUUUUGAUGUGAGCUGGUUUUUAAAAUCUUAUAUUAAUCACUGAAAUAAAACCUUCCUUGCCUUUAAGCAAGCAGUGUUCCAGACUUUUCUUAUCAAUGGUAUUGGAAGUCUUAGAUCAUCGUUUGCAUGUUGUAGUAACAAGUAGAAACAGUAUACAAGCUGUUUAAUAUGGGUGACCAUCUGGCGUAAAACUUCAAUUUGUGAAUAGAAGUCAACCUGUGAACUCCGACCCUCCUCAUUUUUCAAAAGUAGUAUGAGAAGAUACUUCAAUAAUGAGACAUCAUCCUUGUAAAAAUUUUAUAGAAGCAGUCUCAGUACAUACAAAGAAUAACUUAAACUACUGUUCUACAUACAAAGGCAGUGGGUUUUUUGUUUAGUUGGUUUAGUUUGUUUAAAGAAAAAAAGAAAAAUAACACUGUCACCAGUCAUCUGAAGGCUGGGUUGUCUUCGUGCUUCCAGAGCUUGCUAAUUAUUUCAUUAUUUAAUAAAUUAGUUUAACAAGUAUAAAGGAAAUCAGGAACAAGUUUAAAAAUCAGUACUUAAAUCAGAAUUGAACAUGACCGUUUCCUACAUUUAUACUUAAUAUCUUUAAUAUUUUAGCUGUUCCAGUUUUACCAAAUUACAUGUGCAUCUUAAAAGUCACUGUACAGAAAAGUUCUCUGAAUCAGUCUUUUGUUUGAAGGUUCAGCUUAAAGUAGAAAGUAAAUUCCAAAACUUGCACAAAACUGCUACUGUAGAAACAACUCUUGAAUUCUAGAAGCUUAAGAAAUCUUUGCUUAAGUUUGAAAGCCAAAACUCUUAGGAGUCACCCAUUAAAAAAGGCUUGUUACUUUUUUUUUUAAAGUAGCAUUUGCAUAAGUAAAAUGUGUGUGUCAAAUGCCUGGUAUACUUCAUUGAACAGAAUACCUGCAUUAUAUUAGCAAAUAACAGUAGUUAUAAUAAGAAGGUUGCUCCAUAACUAAUGCCUCUCAUAUUACGAUGUUGGCCUGCAACAUCAGAAACAUAGGGUGGUAGCAUGGCAGUACAGGUUGAAUUUUCUUAGUGAUUUAAAACAAUUAUUCUGUUACAUUUUCUUGCCCUGCAAUAGGGAGUGGCAGAGGAGCAGUCUGACAAAAUAGCAUCUGUAUGAAGCAGAGGUGAGGAACUGAAUUCCUCUGUGUGGGAAAAA
Molecule: messenger RNA, 11770 nt
Organism: Phasianus colchicus (ring-necked pheasant)
Lineage: Eukaryota; Metazoa; Chordata; Aves; Galliformes; Phasianidae
Source: RefSeq, a predicted model, not a curated record